Molecule: messenger RNA, 1872 nt
Organism: Truncatella angustata
Lineage: Eukaryota; Fungi; Ascomycota; Sordariomycetes; Amphisphaeriales; Sporocadaceae
Product: tRNA synthetases class I-domain-containing protein
Exons: 5
Coding region: 1-1872 (623 amino acids)
Biological process (GO): valyl-tRNA aminoacylation; regulation of DNA-templated transcription
Cellular component (GO): cytosol
Molecular function (GO): zinc ion binding; valine-tRNA ligase activity; ATP binding
Source: RefSeq, a predicted model, not a curated record
AUGAUGCGGGAAGGGCAGAUGACAACGCCGCGCAACGGUUGUGCCGCAUGUAAAGAUCGUGCCAUCCGUUGCGAUCGCGUCAGGCCGAACUGUACAAACUGCUCUCGAUCCAACCGGAAAUGCCAGUGGCAUGGUCUUAGGCUGUUCUGGCCGCGUGCCAACGAUCGCCGGCGUGCUGUCGUCUCCGAGUCGCCUAUGGUGUCUCCGUCACCCCCCACCGCGGGCCAAAUCUCCGAUGCACGGUUUGUCCACACAUCGCAUUGGGAUAUUGAGUUGUAUCACAGCUUGACAAGAUCUGUUCCGGUGCGCACCCUGUCUUUGCUACACGUACCAACGGUCUGGAACCCAUCUAAGCUAGAGGACUCUGACCAAGAACUGUUGGAGUACUCGGCCACGUCCCUGGGUACCUUUGGCCACGAUGCCACCGCCCUCGGCAAUAUCCUAGUUCGAAUUGCCCUGCAAGGGGAGACGGCCUCAGCUGCGGCAGUGCUCCAGGCGGUGCUGGCCUUUUCUUCGCUACAUCGCUACGGAUUACAGUCCCAAGCCAUCGAGCUUAAAAUUGCUGCGCUGAGAAGCUUGGCAGAAGGAUCUGUAGCGCCAACUCUGGAUGCGAAAGAGACCAUUCAGCAUACUGCCACGGGGAUGCUGCUUUGUUCGUUUGAGGUCCACCAGUCAUCUUGCACUUCAGGCCAAUGGACGGGAUACCUCAGCGGCGUCAAGACGGUCAUCAACGCGUCUUCUAUCAGAACACUACUCCAGCUUGGCUCUGAUAUGGCCGUCUUGCUAGACUGGGUGCACUACCACGAUGUUCUCGCUCACUUUUCACUAUUACAUUGGAAAAGAGAAGGGGCCCCGGAGCUCCAGUCGACUCCGACAGACCUCUUCUGGUCCGAGAUUUCCAGUCUGCCGCCGCCUGUUUUCUCCAUGUUAAAUCUGUUAUCCCAAGUAUGCGAUACAGUAUCUAGCAGCAAAAUCCCGCCAGAAACCAGCGAUAACGUGGGAGAUUACAAGGGCUUCCUAGAAGUAAUGGAUUGGAGAAUCAGGAGCCUACCGAUACCAAAAGCCACACAUGAUAAAGAUGGUGUUUCGGAUGAUGCGACGUUGGUAUUGCAACUGUAUCAGCUUGCUAUGCUCCUGUAUCUCAAUCGCAGUUUUGAAGGUUUGAUCGACCAACCAAUCAUCACGCAACAGCACAUCGACAAAGCCUUCGCAAUCUUACCCAGACUGAGUUCUUGUAGACAGCAAUUUCCCAUUCACGUCAUUGGCUGUGAGGCGCGAACGGAUGAGCAAAGGGCCGUCGUCCUCGACCUCAUCUCCAGGACGGAGAAGAUGAGCUCGUCCCGAUCUUUCAAUUAUUGUAAGAGGAUAUUGCAGGCUGUCUGGGCCCAGGAUGACCUCGCUGUCGAAGACGAAGACGGCGGGGGUGAUACUGAUGACGACUACUGGGUAUGUGGCAGGACAGAACGCGAGGCUCAGGGAGAGGCUCAGGGAAAAGCAGAACAAAAGUUCCCGGGCAAGAAAGUGAUGCUCAAGCGAGACGAAGACGUCUUAGAUACGUGGUUCAGCUCUGGACUUUGGCCGUUCAGUACCCUUGGAUGGCCAGACAAGACGUCGGAUUUUGAAAACUACUUUCCAAACACGACUUUGGAGACAGGUUGGGACAUUAUACCAUUCUGGGUGAGCCGUAUGGUCAUAUUCUCUUUGAAAUUGACUGGAAAGGUGCCCUUUACUGAGGUUUACUGCCAUGGCUUGAUUCGCGACAACGAGGGUCGGAAAAUGUCAAAGUCACUCGGCAAUGUUAUCGAUCCGAUCGACAUAAUUGACGGUAUUAGUCUCGACAGUCUGCAUGAAAAGCUGCGGCAAGGUACCUAG